Messenger RNA from Cyclocybe aegerita, 1368 nucleotides. The record is from the annotation of a GenBank genome assembly. Lineage: Eukaryota; Fungi; Basidiomycota; Agaricomycetes; Agaricales; Hemipholiotaceae.
AUGCACCCAAAAUACGCACCCACCUCCCUUCGCAAGCCCUCACUAGACUCAAGCACUCUGGUAGAGCAACUCAACACUCUCCUGACCUCUCUGAACGUGCCAAUCCCUCUGAUCUCUCCAACAGACCUGACGCCCAGCCUGCUCAUCGCUAUCCUGGAGUCGAUCCUCGGCAUGCGCAUACCGCUUAUCGAGCGCUCCGGCUCUCCCUCACCCGAGCUUAACCACGCCAGGACCCCUCAUGCAUCCACCUCCAACUCCAUCUCUGCCUCGACGUCGACGCCUGGUUCAACGUCGAGGACGGCAAAGGUGCAAAACAUGAAAGUCUUCCUCGGCGUUCUCGAGACAGACAUCAUCAAGCGCGACGUCGGCUUGUCCGAGCUUGACCCCCGCCGCCUCGCCGACGGGGAGUGGGACGAGGUGCUGUUCGUUGCGGAGCUCCUGUGUUGGAUCGGCCGGAGGAUGGGGUACAUCCCAAAGACCAGGGGCAGGAACGGGGAGCAUAGCAGGAUGGACGAGAGUGCGUACAUCCCGCGGAGGAGGCAGGCGGAUAGUGCUGCCACCCCAAGGGCAGAACCGAGGACACCUUCUCCAACGCACCGAAGAGCGCCACAGAGGCGCCCUCCAGUGCCUUUGUCACCCAAAUCCCAGCUCGACCUCGACGCCGAGUCUCUCUUCCAUCCAAGCUCCUCAGCCACCGGUACCAUACCCUACAGCACCACCACCACAACGACCACCACAACCACAAAUGGCAGACACUCCUGGUCCCAACCCACCCUCUCUCCUUUCUUGCGGCCCUCUUCCCGUGAAGAGUCCAUAACCAGCAUCCACGAUCCAAACGGGUCGCACCUCGACGACAAUCACAACCCCACUAACAACUACGACACCGAAGACGACGAGAUUCUUUCCUCCGUCUCAGACGUGCUCGGCAACCUCUCUCCAUUCAAGCAGCUCAACGACGAGCGGUGCACCCCCAGCCUCAAUCCCAACUGCAUCCUCAACCGCAAUCCCAGCCACACCCGGUAUCUGUCACGGAAAAACUCGGUACCCGAAUCGUUCGUGCCACUCGAAGAUUCCUUCCGCCUCUCUGCAAACCAGAGUCCGAACACCUCUGUGAGGUUUACGGGGUACAUCGAGCCCGUUGACGAGGACGAAGAAGUGGCGUCGUUCGAACUUAGUCGGUCGAUAUCUUCAACUGCCUCCGCCUUGGCUUCAUCUUCUGCCCAUACAAGCCGGGCGAGGUCGAGGGAUAAGAAAAGAUACUCGCAUGCCGAAGCUGUCCAGACCCAGUACUCGAGAACGUUGGAAUUGUUGAACGAACGAGCUCGGUUGUUGACGCAGUUGGCGGAGCUCAAGAACUCUCAUGGAUGA